CUUGGACAUCGAAACAAUCAAUCAUGAGUCCGAGCUGCUCCGCUAUCGCCAUCGUCGUUGGGUAGUCGAAAACGAAUGUUCCUGGAAGUCGAAGUCCAAACGAUUUAGAGACAUCUCCAGCUAGUGCAAUUGCACCAAGGGAGUCGAGACCAGCAUCCAACAAUAUCGCGUCUUGGGGCACUAAAUGACCAACAUGGGCAGCGGUGAUAUUGUCAACCAUUACGGUGAUGUCGUGUUUUGAUAGUGCUGAACAGUUACUAUAAAACGAGCAUUUCUGUGCAUCUGUGUUCCUCAAGUCAUCAUGUUUUCGUUCUGUAGAUGGCAUAUAUACACUUUUGGCAACAGAAAAUAAAUUAUCAUUAGCAGGUGAAUGACCUUCACAAUCAGAGUACAAGAAUCUUGGCCAAUUGAAGUCUGCCACGACGUAAUCCCUUGCAGCCUGAUUGGACACGAGAGCUAUCAAAGUUUCUGCUCCACUCGAGGGAUGGAUAACACCCACACCAGAUGCAUUUGCCGUGGCAAGACCACUAGAUGUAGUGAUCAUGCCAAAUCCACCACCCCAUGCGCCCCAACGCACGGAACAUGAUGGUAAUCCACACCUACGCGUCCUAAUUGCUUGGACAUCAGUAGAUGCAUUUGCAGCGGCAUAGUUGCCUUGCCCUGGUGAUCCGAUCACCGCGAGAGAAGAAAACAUGGUAAUUGAAUGCACAUCGCAGAGAUGAUCAACGACAUGUAGCAUGCUGUUUCUCUUUGGAGCGAAUACUGUACGCGUCAUUCCAGCAGUGAGCCGCAUGACUGAAGAGUCCGCUAACACUCCACUUGCAUGUAGGUAUAUUGGAGAACGUGCACGUUUACAGCAAGUUGAAUCUUCGGAUCGUGUGACGUCGGAUCUGACAAACGUGAGUGUAGCUGUGCACAUUGUGUCAUUUGAUGUCAGCAAUGAAGCCACACGGCCGGUUC
Molecule: messenger RNA, 960 nt
Organism: Micromonas pusilla CCMP1545
Lineage: Eukaryota; Viridiplantae; Chlorophyta; Mamiellophyceae; Mamiellales; Mamiellaceae
Source: the annotation of a RefSeq genome assembly